UUCCCCGUCGACCUACACCGUACACGACGGAUUUUCCUCAGUUCGUGUUUGACUGUUCGAAUUUUGAUGGAGUUUUGACGACUUUAAUGAUUUUUCUUUUGGAAAUAAUCAUAAAAAUAUAAUUCAAGAUAAUCUCCUUUGAUGUAUUUAUUUGAUGAUAAAGAUGACAGAAGAGAAAGAUUUGAAUUUUAUCCCAGAAAUACAAGAAAUGAUGUUCGGACUUGGCGAUUGUCCCAACCCCUUAGAAUCCACCGCUAAAGUUAUAGAAGAAAUAGUGCUCGAUCAAAUGCAUUCGAUACUUUGCCAAGCCGAAGAAAUCUCAGCUCGAAGAAACGCAAAGAUUAUAUCACCUCAAGAUUUAUUAUUUUUAAUGCGUAACGAUGCUGUGAAAUUGCAGCGUUUGAUAAAUUAUCUCGCGUUGAAAGAUCAAAAAUCCGUAUUUCAAAAUGGUCUCGCGUUUUCCAGCAACGGAGACGUUUCUGUAGACGGUACUACGUACAUGGUUUCAAUGCAGAGUAACCGAUCUCAGAUUUGUAUUGCUUAUCUGAAAGAAUUAGGUAUCGAUAUUUCAACAGAUCCUUCGAAACAGAUCUUCGAUCCUGUUAAAAUCAAACGCCAAAUGCGAGCUGACUGGAUGAGUAAAACGCUACCGCCAAAAUUAUACGCCGAGUACGCGAAAUCUAGACAGUUAUCUUUUCACGGACGUUUUAGAAAAAUACAAAAGUUUCUAGACUGGAUUUCGGCCCGACACGGAGAAAACAUCGUGCCGAAAUUGAAAACAUCCACUCACGAUAUUCUAGUAUAUUUGGCCAAAGAAACCAUCGCUCAGUUAUUAGAUUUAGUUUUUUUAUUACGACAAGAUAAAAUGGCUGCUCCCGGUAAUCCUUACAGUAAAGCUGUAAUCAUGAACGCUCAUUCUAAUCUGAGAAAAGAAGUAUACGGUUCUAAUAGUCGAGUUGAAAGUACGUCACCCGUUACUCCUGAAGAAAUCAGGGAAGUUGUCCGAAGGUAUUGGUCGAAUCAAUUGUGUCCUUUUGGAUUAUUUUCUCGCACGUUUUCGAGAAAUAUUCGCAACAGAGUUAUGGCGUGUUAUUGAACUUUCAUUUAUUUUAUUGUGAUGUCUGAUAUUAUAAGUUUUGUGUUCCUUUUAUAAAGAUUUUUUACAUGUA
Molecule: messenger RNA, 1169 nt
Organism: Planococcus citri (citrus mealybug)
Lineage: Eukaryota; Metazoa; Arthropoda; Insecta; Hemiptera; Pseudococcidae
Gene: Spt3
Product: Transcription initiation protein Spt3
Exons: 5
Coding region: 155-1096 (313 amino acids)
Biological process (GO): transcription by RNA polymerase II
Molecular function (GO): protein heterodimerization activity; transcription coactivator activity
Source: RefSeq, a predicted model, not a curated record